Babesia sp. Xinjiang is the source of this 447-nucleotide messenger RNA. RefSeq lists its product as uncharacterized. The transcript has a single exon. NCBI's taxonomy places the organism in Eukaryota, Apicomplexa, Aconoidasida, Piroplasmida, Babesiidae. The record is from RefSeq and is a predicted model, not a curated record. The coding region runs from base 1 to 447 and encodes 148 amino acids.
AUGGGUCAUGGUCACGUCGGUUCGGACGUUUUAAGCUCGGGCAACUCGGAGGAUUACUCGCACGGAUUACAGCUAAGCGGGGUGUACUGGGAGACUGGCCACCGAACAUACGUGCCUUUUUGGAGUAGUUUGGUGGUAAAAUUUACUCCCAAACUAAUCGAUGAUCAGUUGCGAGGUUUACUAGGUCACGCAUUACCGGUGGCUUACGAGCCAUUUGUAUUUUACGGUCGUUCGUCCUACUUUCGUAGUUACAUUGGUGACCCUGACGUGAGUACAGUUCACCCAUUACGUCGUCGUACUAACUUUUCCUUUUAUCCCACAGGCGGCAUGAGCUUGGGAGUUCUGGAAAGUAGGCUUCAAUUGCUUGGUGAUUCCAAGCACGAAACCCGCGAAAAGGUGUUCCGCGAGGUAAUGCAUUCUGCCAAGCAGUUGGAUAUGUCACAAUAA